GACCAGUGUCCUGGGCCUUUAAGAAUUGGGUGGGCUGGACUGAGGACAGAGCUCACACUUCUCCCCACCCCACUCCUUCCUCUGGCUGUGACUCUGGCGGUCACAGCAGCAAACUGCAGUAGAAGAGGGGAGGAAACCAGCGAGUGCAAGAGGAGCAAAGGAGAAGAGGAGCCGGCAGGGUUUCCUCAUCCCACGGUGGAGAGCAUCGCAGAACUCACAGGCACAGGACUGCUAUCCUGCACACGGUGACUCUGGCGCCAGCUGGUGGAGUAGUGGGUGAUGGCAUUCCUGCUGCAAGGCCGGCUGCCUGUCAAUGAGGAUGUGCUGCUGAUGCAGAAAGGCACGCUGAUGCGCAAAGUGCGAUCCAAAAGCUGGAAGAAGCUAAGAUACUUCAGACUUCAGGAAGACGGCAUGACAGUCUGGCAUGCCCGGCAGGCUGGAGGCAGAGCCAAAGCCAGCUUCUCAAUCUCUGAUGUGGAGACAGUGCGUAAGGGCCAUGAGUCUGAGCUGUUGCGCAGCCUGGCAGAGGAGUUCCCCCUGGAGCAGGGCUUCACCAUCGUCUUCCAUGGCCGCCGUGCCAACCUGGACCUGGUGGCCAACAGUGCUGAGGAGGCCCAAAUCUGGAUGCAGGGGCUCCAGCUAUUGGUGGACUUUGUCACCAGCAUGGACCAACAGGAGCGGCUGGAUCAAUGGCUGAGCGACUGGUUCCAGCGUGGAGACAAGAACCAGGAUGGUCGGAUGAGUUUCCAAGAAGUCCAGCGGUUACUACACCUGAUGAAUGUGGAAAUGGAACCCGAAUACGCCUUUCAGCUCUUCCAGGCAGCAGACGCAUCCCAAUCUGACACUCUGGAGGGAGAAGAAUUUAUAGAGUUCUAUAAGGCACUGACUAAGCGUGCUGAGGUCCAGGAACUGUUUGAAAACUUUUCAGCUGAUGGGCAGAAGCUGACCCUGUUGGAAUUUGUGGAUUUCCUCCGAGAGGAGCAGAAGGAAGGAGACCACGCUUCUGACCUUGCCCUGGAACUCAUCGACCGCUAUGAGCCUUCAGAUAGUGGCAAGCUGCGGCAUGUGCUGAGCAUGGAUGGCUUCCUCAGCUACCUCUGCUCGAAGGACGGAGACAUCUUCAACCCAUCCUGCCUCCCCAUAUACCAGGAUAUGACUCAGCCCCUGAGCCACUACUACAUCAACUCCUCUCACAACACCUACCUGGUGGGGGACCAGAUUUGUGGCCAGAGCAGCGUCGAGGGAUAUAUACGGGCCCUCAAGAGGGGGUGCCGCUGUGUAGAGGUGGAUAUAUGGGAUGGACCUAGCGGGGAACCUGUUGUUUACCACGGACACACCCUGACCUCCCGUAUCCUGUUCAAAGAAGUUGUGGCCACUGUAGCACAGUAUGCCUUCCAGACAUCAGACUAUCCAGUCAUCUUGUCCCUGGAGAACCACUGCAGCUGGGAGCAGCAGGAGCUCAUAGCACACCAUCUGACCAAGAUCCUCGGGGAACAGCUGCUGAGUACCACCUUGGACGGGCUGCUGCCCACUCAGCUGCCCUCGCCUGAGGAGCUUCGGAAGAAGAUCCUGGUGAAGGGGAAGAAGUUACAGACGCUUGAGGAGGACCUUGAAAGAGAGGAAGAGGAGGAAGGGCUAGAAACUGAACUAGAGGGGGAGCAGGAGGCUGAGCUGGAGCUGGAGUUCCAGUUUGAGCCUGAGACCCAGGAGCUGAGCCCUCGCAGUAAGGACAAAAAGGAGAAGAAAUCCAAGCCCAUGUUGUGUCCAUCCCUCUCUGCCUUGGUUGUCUACACAAAGACUGUCCCAUUCCACGGCUUCACUCAUUCGAGGGAGCAUUACCGCUUCUAUGAGUUAUCGUCUUUCUCUGAAACGAAGGCCAAGAGCCUCAUCAAGGAGGCUGGCAAUGAGUUUGUGCAGCAUAACACCUGGCAGUUAAGCCGUGUGUAUCCCAGUGGUCUGAGGACAGACUCAUCCAACUACAACCCCCAGGAAUUCUGGAAUGCAGGCUGCCAGAUGGUGGCUAUGAAUGUGCAGACUGCGGGGCUUGAGAUGGACAUCUAUGAUGGGCUCUUCCGCCAGAACGGUGGCUGUGGCUACGUGCUGAAGCCAGAUUUCCUACGUGAUACCCAGAGUUCCUUCCACCCUGAGAGGCCCAUCAGCCCUUUCAAAGCCCAGACCCUCCUAAUCCAGGUGAUCAGUGGUCAGCAACUCCCCAAAGAGGACAAGACCAAAGAGGGGUCCAUCGUGGAUCCACUGGUGAGAGUGGAGAUCUUUGGCGUUCGCCCAGACACAAGCCGGCAGGAGACCAGCCACGUGGAGAACAACGGUUUUAAUCCGUACUGGGGCCAAACACUAUGCUUCCGAGUGCUGGUGCCUGAGCUGGCCCUGCUGCGUUUUGUGGUAAUGGAUUACAACUGGAAAUCCCGAAAUGACUUUGUCGGUCAGUACACCCUGCCUUGGACCUGCAUGCAACAAGGUUACCGCCAUAUACACCUGCUCUCCAAGGAUGGCACCAGCCUCCAUCCAGCCUCCAUCUUCGUGCACAUCUGCGUGCAGGAAGAGCUGAGCGAGGCUGAAUCCUAAGGCAGAUCGCAACUACAAAUCCAGAGGGGCUUGGGGCACAGAAACCCAAGAGGUAUUUUCCCCUCCUCCACAACUUCCUCAAAGUCCAGAGUCAAGGAAAGAAUAAACCCAAGCCUCAAGCCUCCCCAUGCAAAGGUUGGGGUAAGAGACCCCAAGACUGUACUAUCGCUCUCAAGAGAACACUGCACAGCCCUUAGGAGUCCACACCGGACCACUUCUUCCUAGCCUCACCAGUGUUAAUAGAGCUGCUCUUCCCAACUUGGCUUGAGUAUGGUCUGUCAUUGUUGGGCAAGAAGGGGAAGAAAGAGGGUU
Pteronotus mesoamericanus is the source of this 2895-nucleotide messenger RNA. It is a transcript of the gene PLCD4, whose product is annotated as phospholipase C delta 4. Gene Ontology annotation, molecular function: calcium ion binding; phosphatidylinositol-4,5-bisphosphate phospholipase C activity. The record is from RefSeq and is a predicted model, not a curated record. Gene Ontology annotation, biological process: phosphatidylinositol-mediated signaling; release of sequestered calcium ion into cytosol; lipid metabolic process. The transcript has 17 exons. The coding region runs from base 280 to 2583 and encodes 767 amino acids. NCBI's taxonomy places the organism in Eukaryota, Metazoa, Chordata, Mammalia, Chiroptera, Mormoopidae.